Molecule: messenger RNA, 3458 nt
Organism: Melanaphis sacchari
Lineage: Eukaryota; Metazoa; Arthropoda; Insecta; Hemiptera; Aphididae
Product: aryl hydrocarbon receptor nuclear translocator-like protein 2
Exons: 16
Coding region: 448-3273 (941 amino acids)
Biological process (GO): regulation of transcription by RNA polymerase II
Cellular component (GO): nucleus; transcription regulator complex; cytoplasm
Molecular function (GO): DNA-binding transcription factor activity, RNA polymerase II-specific; protein dimerization activity; RNA polymerase II cis-regulatory region sequence-specific DNA binding
Source: RefSeq, a predicted model, not a curated record
CCACGCGCGCAUACGCGACGGGACGACCCACCGGCAGAGGCGGUCCGCCUGCUCGCAAUUUUUUCCCUUUCUUCAAUGUGUCAAUGUCGAGCGAUUCGCCACGGCCGCUAGAAGUAGUCAGAGAGUCGGAAGCAACAUGUGCUGUACACGCAAUUCCGAGUUGAGUGCGGUUAGGGUUUUUGAUGCUCGUGUCGCCGACGAAUCCGUUACCGCGCUCUGCCGCUAAACAUCGCGGAUGGUGUUAUUAUUAUUAUUAGUGUCCUGACCGUUUAAUCUGCGAGUCUAUCAUCGCCGCUUCCGGUUAGCGCACGUCGCACGGUGUUGUCGUUUUGUGAUUUCCGUUCGUUUUUGUGCGUUUCGCCAUUAUCGAAGGAUAAGAAAGACAUAAUAUUUCGUACGAUUUGAGUAAUCCAAAAACUGGUGCACCGGUACAAGAACGGCAUCGUCAUGAUGUUUCCGGACGGCUGUUGCGACGAGUCCUCGACCGCACCGCCGUCCACGUACGCGGGCGGCACGAUGAUGCCCCUCGCCGUAACUGGUUUCGUGCCGGCCGCAGUAGACCGGCAUCGUCACCCGUACGCGCCACAUCUUCAGCAGCACCAACAACGCAGAAGCCCGCAGUUGUCGUACCACCAACUCCGCGACCGCAGGAACCUGUGCGCCGCUAUGUCGUCGUCUCCGGUCACGUCGCUGGACAACGGCUACCGGUCCAUGUCGUCGUCGUCGCUGUCGUCGCCCAUGUCGUCCUCGUCGUCGCUGUCGCCUGUGUCGUAUCGGCCCGUCUACUCGCCCUGCAAUCAACCGUCGUACGACUGUCACGGCGUGCCCGCUCAUCCGUCGGUGGCCGACUUUCCGCCGCAGCCGCACAAUCGGUAUUACACGACUAACGACAGCAAUCAUUCCGCGUUGGUCGGCCUCAACGACGCGCAAGUUCCGGUGUCCGCGCGGCUGCCGGUCCACGCCUUGCAGGACAACAACAACUAUUACGCCAACAACAACAACAACAAUAACUACAACAUCAGAUACAACAAUAACAACAACCCUUUUACUGAUCGCUACGAAUACUGUGACUUUGUCGCCAACAAACCCACCGCAAACAAUUCCAGCCGACAAAGUCGAAAUCUGGCUGAAAAACUCAGACGAGAGAAGUUAAAUAAUUGUAUCACAGAACUUUCAAAACUUGUUCCACUGAUAUCAAAUUCUUCUAAAAAAAUUGAAAAAACUAGUGUUCUAAGACUCAGUGCUGCGUAUCUUCGGCUGAAUCAAUUCUUAGUAGGAAUAAAAGAACAACGUAAAGAAUUACCAGAUUACAUAAAGGAGGUUAAUGUGGCUGAUCUUCUGUUAGAUGAUAAUGAUAUAUAUCUUAUGGUCACGUCGAGUGGAAAAAUAGUGUUCGUUUCUCACUCCGUGGAAAAUAUAUUAGGCUAUUCUCAGAUCGAUCUCAUGGGCCAAUCACUCUUUAAUAUUGCCAAUCCCAAAGAUCACGAUGAGCUUAAAAAAAACCUGAAGUAUCAAUACGAAACCUCAAACGACACCAGUAUCAUUUCAAGUAAUGAUCCUUUGUUAAAUGUUAAACAAAAUAGUAAUGGAAAUUAUAAAAUACAACGUCGAUCAUUUUAUUUACGGUUGAUUAAGAAAGUAGUUUCUCGUGAUGAACAACCAGAGUUGGAGUUGGUACAUGUAAUGGGAACAUUAAUGAUUCAAAAUUCUGGAACAAAAAAUAAUGAGAUUAGUGAAAACGAUGUGGUGUUGAAUGCUGUUGUCAGACCAUUCAAUGAACGGCGUGUGACUGAAGUAUCAAUGUUAGAAGCAACCCGUGAAGAAUAUAUAACCAGACAUCAAAUUGAUGGUCGUAUAAUAUAUGUUGAUCAUAGAAUUUCUAUUGUAUCUGGAUUCAUGCCUCAAGAAGUAUCUGGACAACUGGCAUUCAAAUAUAUGCAUAGAGAUGAUGUGCGUUGGGUGAUGAUUGCUUUAAGACAAAUGUAUUUUAAGGGUCAAAGUUUUGGAAGUAGUUGCUAUAGAUUGUUGUCAAAAAAUGGAGAAUUUGUGUAUAUGAGGACACAUGGUUUCUUACAAUUGAAUCCAAAUGAAGAUACAAUUGAAUCGUUCAUAUGUGUUAAUACUUUAGUGCCCCCAGAACAAGGGAAAAGAGAAAUAAUCGAAAUGAAAAAACGGUUUACACCAUUAAUAGUUGCUGCAUCUGAACCUGGAAUAGCUGCAAUAACUAAUAAUCAGUUUAUGGAAAAAGAAUCUACUGUGACAUUGGAAGAUGUUACUGAAGAUCUGAAAACACUUGAUAAAGUAGUCGAACAAAUGAUUCAAAAUAUUCCUGAACCAGCGAUGGACAAUUUUAAAGUUACUGCAAAGAAUCCUGGACCUUUGCCAGAUAACCAGGAGUAUAUGAGGGUUGCACUUUUGUCCAAGUCAAUACCACCAGUUUCAGUAGCAUCUAAUGCACCAAAAAUUUAUAAACGAUCGUCUCUAUCCCCUCAGCCUAAUUUUAAACCAGUAACUCAGGAUCGACCAUCUGUACUUCGAGUGGCACCACCAAUUUCUCGACAACCUGUAUUAGUUUACAAUCAUCAAACUUAUGAUAAAACUACAGAGAAAGACCGAGCUUACUUAGAGCGUAGAGGUGGCAUAUUUGUCUUACCCAAAAGACAAAACGAUUCUCAAGUCAUAUUAGAUAACUUGCCAAAAAAAGCAAAAAUAGUUUUAGAGACACAAGUUGAAUCACCUGCCUGUAACAAUUACAGCAAUCAAGCAGAUUCACUGUCUGAUAAUCAGCUAAACACAAAUAGUUGUAUUGACAAUUUUUCUAAUUUCCAAGGUACUUCAAUCCAACUAAUUUCACACAACAUAGAUGAACACGAUAUUGAUCCUUUAGCUGAUGUGACAGAUAUUGAUGAUUUUCCAAAAACGAUAAGCGAUAAUGACUUGUUCAUGGGACCAGAUAGUUAUGAUUCAUAUGUUAAUGAUGUUUAUGAUGAAGUAAAUUCAAUAGAUAUCAAUGAAGAUCCUUUAAUUCAAAGUCUACAAUACAACAGAAGUUUAGAAAGUGCAUUACUCGAGAAAAAACAGAACACACUUAAGACGAAAAUGGAUCAACAACAAGGUCAUCUGAAAGAAAUUCAGACUGAAAUAAAUUCGCUUUCUUCAAAUGCUAACACUCAUUUCCUAGCUACAGAUUUUUCUCACUUAAAGGCUGAACAUGAGCACCAACAACAAGUGUUGCGUGAGCUACAAGGAGUCCACCAAAAUAUUGGAGUUUGACUAUUAAUACCAUAUUAUCUGAUCUAAUAUUUCACUUGUUGGCAUGAUAUAUUUCCAUCCUUAUGAUAUUGGUUUCUUGAGAAAUGCUGAUUAAGUAUAGAAUGUCAUAACCAAAUUAAAAAUGUAAAUUGUAAACUACUUGUUAAUUUGUAUUUAUAUAUAUAUUUUCUUUUAACUUAAAUUUA